GUUGGGCGGAGUUACUCCUUAGAGGGACCACGAGUCCCAUGGUGCCCAGCGGCACCCACGCAGACGCGGUGAAGCCGAGCUGAUUAGUCCCGGAGGCAAAGGGGCCUUGGCUGGGUCGGGCGGCGUCUGGAGGGUCCUCUGGAAGGCUUGUGGCAGGGCUGAAGAGGGAGGUCGGCACCAUGUCGAGGCAGGCGAACCGUGGCACUGAGAGCAAGAAAAUGGUGGCUCUUAAAUCCCAAGGACAGUGAGGCCUUCCCUUUUGUGUUAAUUAACCAGCCCCAAUGUCUAUUCUUCAAAAUUCAGAGCUCUGAACUCUUCACCCUGACCUAUGGGGCUCUUGUCACCCAGCUCUGCAAAGACUAUGAAAAUGAUGAAGAUGUGAAUAAACAGCUGGACAAAAUGGGCUAUAACAUAGGAGUCCGACUGAUUGAAGAUUUCUUGGCACGGUCAAAUGUUGGCAGAUGCCAUGACUUUCGGGAAACUGCAGAUGUCAUCGCCAAGGUGGCGUUCAAGAUGUACUUGGGCAUCACUCCAAGCAUCACUAAUUGGAGCCCAGCUGGCGACGAAUUCUCCCUCAUUUUGGAAAAUAACCCCUUGGUGGACUUUGUGGAACUUCCUGAUAACCACUCAUCCCUUAUUUAUUCCAAUCUCUUGUGUGGGGUAUUGCGGGGAGCCUUGGAGAUGGUCCAGAUGGCAGUGGAGGCCAAGUUUGUCCAGGACACCUUGAAAGGAGACGGUGUAACAGAAAUCCGGAUGAGGUUCAUCAGGAGGAUUGAAGACAAUCUCCCAGCUGGAGAAGAAUGACCAUCCCGGGUUGGACAGUAGCCAGCAAGACAUUUGUUGGAGUCAGAAGGGCUCAGUGCCCUCUGCCUCUAGAAUUCAGUGACUCUAACACAGAUGUUAUAUAUUCUAACUUUGUUUCCAUUUUCCAUGCUAAUAAAGAGCAGACUGAUACAGUCCAGUUUUCCCUACAA
This is a messenger RNA of Chinchilla lanigera (long-tailed chinchilla), 974 nucleotides long. RefSeq names its product trafficking protein particle complex 3 (gene Trappc3). Gene Ontology annotation, cellular component: cis-Golgi network membrane; TRAPP complex; cytosol. NCBI's taxonomy places the organism in Eukaryota, Metazoa, Chordata, Mammalia, Rodentia, Chinchillidae. The transcript is spliced from 6 exons. Bases 400 to 804 code for a protein of 134 amino acids. The record is from RefSeq and is a predicted model, not a curated record. Gene Ontology annotation, biological process: endoplasmic reticulum to Golgi vesicle-mediated transport; intra-Golgi vesicle-mediated transport.